UCUAUUCCAAACUGCCUCUUAUCUAGGCAGUUAGAAACCAGGCGCCUCUAUUCGUGGGCCAUGUUUAAACUCUGUUAGGUGUUUUUGCCUUCAACAACUCCAGGAGAGAAAUAGUCGAUUUUACUGUGUCUGGCAGUCUAGAGAUUGACCAUCCCCCAAAAAGGUCUUCUCUGCACAAAGAUCAAAGCCAGUGGAAUUGUCCAUCUCUAAUGGCUUCUCUUACCUUGGGCUGCUGCAUUAUUGGAGUGUUGCUGUACCUCACAGAUAAAAGUUGGUCUUUAUCAUGUGAUGUUUGUAGACGUCCUAAGGAAGAUUGUGCUGGAGAAUCACAAGUGUGCUAUUCUAUCUUAGACCGGUGCGCUACUUUCCAAUCAAAAAACCACAAAAGUGGAAAAUUUAUGACAAGAAAAGCCUGUGUCCAAGCGAAUAGCUGCUAUGAAAACAUCACCAGUGUGGACCUGGGGGACAGAGGGGUUAUCUCAUCCAAGCUGACCUGUUGUUCUGGCGCUGCAUGCUUAAAAGCUCUGCCCCCUUUGCCCUCUGAAAAUGCAACACCGAAUGGGAACAAAUGCAAAAGCUGUUUUGCUAAAGAACGUACCUACUGCACAUGGGAAGAAACUAUUUUGUGCAAAGGAGAUCAGACUUACUGCCUUGAGUUAGCUGGAGAAGCUGACUGGGGUGGAUACGGCACUUUGCAAGCACAUGAUGAAGUGGCCACCAUGAUAAAGUUUGCCAUGAAGGGCUGUGUCAACCCCGCCUUCUGCGAGCUGUUUCAUGAGGGAUCGGUCUAUUUUGCCACGCUCUUUCUAUUUGGUAGAGGAAGCUGCAGGCCAGCCACUGCAGAAGCCACAACUGUACCAUCCCCCAGAGUCAGUUUCUUCUUCCACGUGUUUGCUGGAUUCUUACUUGUGGAGAUCUAUGCUUGAUGACUUCCUGGCUGAGACUUUUCUCCUGGACAGCCUCUUGGCCAACUUCUUCAGCCCUUAGGCCUUAUGCAGAUCGUAGCCUUUACAGAUUCAGAAGAACUCAGAUCGUCUAAAUUAUAUAAGUGGUGGUUUCUUUUGCAUCUUGGGGGCCCUCCAGAAGGAGCAAGGCAAGCCCCACCCCCAAGGCUACUAUACUCUAAAGCAGUGUUUCUCAACCUUGA
This is a messenger RNA of Crotalus tigris (Tiger rattlesnake), 1147 nucleotides long. Its product is annotated as phospholipase A2 inhibitor and Ly6/PLAUR domain-containing protein-like. The coding region runs from base 210 to 926 and encodes 238 amino acids. Gene Ontology annotation, cellular component: extracellular region. The transcript has 6 exons. Lineage: Eukaryota; Metazoa; Chordata; Lepidosauria; Squamata; Viperidae. Gene Ontology annotation, molecular function: phospholipase inhibitor activity. The record is from RefSeq and is a predicted model, not a curated record.